Molecule: messenger RNA, 1674 nt
Organism: Mercurialis annua (annual mercury)
Lineage: Eukaryota; Viridiplantae; Streptophyta; Magnoliopsida; Malpighiales; Euphorbiaceae
Product: cytochrome P450 83B1-like
Exons: 2
Coding region: 51-1547 (498 amino acids)
Molecular function (GO): oxidoreductase activity, acting on paired donors, with incorporation or reduction of molecular oxygen; heme binding; monooxygenase activity
Source: RefSeq, a predicted model, not a curated record
AUAUAGCUAAAGAUCUCCCUUUGUCAUUGCAACAUAUCCAUACACAAAAAAUGUUUCUUCUCCUCUCCCUUUUACUUCUCCCAAUUUCCCUAUUCUUUCUUCUCAAGAAACAAAAACCUAACCCUAAUAAUAAACCUCCGGGUCCAAAAGGUCUUCCCAUAGUAGGAAACCUACUUCAACUUGACAACACAAACAUUCAGAAAUAUCUAUGGCAACUUUCCAAAAAAUAUGGCCCUCUCAUCUCUUUAAAACUAGGUUUCAAGCAAACCCUAAUAGUUUCUUCGGCUAAAAUGGCAGAACAAGUAUUGAAAACCCAAGAUCUUGAUUUUUGUAGCAGGCCACAUUUUUCUGGUCAGCAAAAAUUAUCAUACAACGGUCUAGACUUAGCUUUUGCACCGUAUGAUAAUUACUGGAAAGAAAUGAGAAAAAUAUGUGUCGUCCAUCUUUUUAAUUCGAACCGUAACAAGAAUUUUCGACCCAUGCGAGAAGACGAAGUUUCUCGUAUGAUUCGAAACAUUUCGGAACGAGCUUUUGAUUCUAAACCAGUAAAUUUGACUGAAGAAACGGUGAAUCUUGCGAGUUCUAUAAUACGUAGAGCUGCGUUUGGUAAGAGGUAUAAAGAUGGCGAAAGUGAAGCGAAGAGGUUUCAUGAGCUGAUUACCGAAACAGAAGCUUUGUUAUCGGCUGUUUUCUUUUCGGAUUAUUUUCCAUACAUCGGAUGGAUUGUUGAUAAAAUGUCUGGACUUAGGUCAAGACUUGAGAAGAAUUUUCAGGAAUUUGAUGUUUUUUAUCAAGAAAUUAUUGAUGAGCAUAGUGAUCCUGAGAGAGAGAAGCCGGAGUAUGAUGAUAAUAUUCUUGAUGCUUUACUUCAAAUUCGGAAGGAUCAAUCUUUCAAAAUUCAAGUAACUUUUGAUCACAUCAAAGCAAUUCUUAUGAAUGUAUUCGUUGCUGGAACAGACACAAGUGCUGCUUCAGUAGUUUGGGCGAUGAGCUUACUAAUGAAAAAUCCCCAAACAAUGACAAAAGCUCAACAGGAAAUCAGAACCUUAAUCGGAAAAAAGGGUUUUGUAAAUGAAGAUGAUAUUCAGCAUUUACCUUAUCUAAAAGCUGUAGUAAAAGAGACAGCCAGACUUCAACCAACAGUUCCAUUACUACUCCCUAGAGGAACAGUUAAGAAUUGCAGUUUAGGGGGUUAUGAUAUACGGAAAAAUACCCUAGUUUACGUGAAUGCAUGGGCUAUCGGAAGAGAUCCUGAAACUUGGGAGAAGCCGUUAGAGUUUUGUCCAGAAAGAUUUUUGGACAGUGACAUGGACAUGAGAGGACAAGAUUACGAGUUAAUACCGUUUGGUGCUGGUCGGAGAAUUUGUCCCGGUAUGUACAUCGGAAUCGCUAAUGUAGAGCUUUCACUUGCUAAUCUUCUCUACAAAUUUGACUGGGAAAUGCCAUGUGGAAUGAAAAGGGAUGACAUAGAUGUUGAUAGUGUGCUGCCUGGUAUUGCUGUUCAUAAAAGGGAUCAUCUCCUGCUGGUGGCAAAGAACUACAUCUGAUCGAGGUUAAUUAUGCCAAUGGUUCAGAUAUGAAAUCAGAAGUUCCAAUUCAUGUCAUUACUUAAAAGUUAUUUGUCCAAAUAAUACAUGAAAAUAUACAAUAAAAAUUGUUAUAGUUAAUUAUUAA